Guillardia theta CCMP2712 is the source of this 1485-nucleotide messenger RNA. RefSeq lists its product as hypothetical. The transcript has 7 exons. Bases 37 to 1485 code for a protein of 482 amino acids. Lineage: Eukaryota; Cryptophyceae; Pyrenomonadales; Geminigeraceae. Gene Ontology annotation, molecular function: protein binding. The record is from RefSeq and is a predicted model, not a curated record.
AUUUACCGGCUGGCUGAUGAAGCCUGGAGCGGAGAAAUGGACAUGGCAACCUUGAGGAUGUGCUUUCAAGCUAUGAAGGCAUCUGAACUGGUGAUGGAGCCUGGAAUGUUGAACAUGUGCAUGUUCAUGGUUGCUGGAAGAGCGCACGGUGGAGACGCAGGUGUGGAAGACGGCAUGGCCAUAUUGGAAUGGAUCCAUGAAGAGAACAAGACAGCAGGAGGGAUGGACUGGGGACUUGAUCGACCCAAGAGAAUGAAUGGAGAAGAUUAUGCUGACAUGAUCCAUGAGCGACUGAAUUACUCGAGCUGCGACGAGCGGAUGCGAGACUAUCAUCCCUGGACUGACUACGCCGGCAACACCCUCCGAUCUUCGUAUGAGAUACUGCUGUCUGUAAUUCAAGGUGCUGGUAAACAUGGAAAGGCAACCCUGACCGAUGCCCAACGAGUCAUAGACGAGAUGAUUGAGUAUGGAGUUGAGCCGGAUAUGGGCACUUACUCGCAACUCCUGCUGACUGUCGCGAGUUUGGCCAACAGUGGAAGGGCUUCCAUGCGUGACGCCAAUGCGAUCAUGGAGCGCAUGAUGGAGGAAGGAAUUAAACCAUGUACUCUGACUUAUGGAUCCUGGUGUGCAGUCGUUGCGUCUUGUGCCGGCAACGAGGAAGGAGUGACGUGGCGCGAUGGAGAGGCGAUCUUGGAGAUUGUCUACCGCCUAGGAAUCCGACCUGAUUCGCAGCUUUUUUGUUAUAUCAUGAAAGCAGCCGCCAACCAGGCAGAACGAGGAGUUGCAACCCCUUGGAGUCCAGGCGAAUAUGUCUACGAUCCUGUCCGAGAUGCAGAGCACAUCCUCAAGCUGAUGGAUCGUGUAUAUCCCAAGAUGUAUCCUGGAGAUAGCAUUCUGGAUGGAUACAUAGACCUGGUGAAAGCGGCGGUGAAGCGGAACAAAGCUGGUAUAAACGAGGCAAAGCGAAUUUUGCAAGUACUGCAGGAGGUGGAUGAUUCGCUCUGCCACAUCGAGGACGGAACCGUGCGGAUAAGAUCUGAUUGCUGGGAGGACAGACCGAUGGACUUAGGCCCCAACAUCGACUUCUUCAACUCUUAUCUCGAACUAGUCCAGCUCUGCUUCAAUCGCGGGGGCGCGAACCUUGCGGAUAUUUUGCAGCCUGUUUUGCUACUGAAGAACUGGUCCUUGGUGGGGGACUUGAAGACAAAGACGAUCCUCAAGGAUAUUCUGACCCACCAAGAAGAAUCUUGCGGAGGGUGCAGAGAGCACUCGUGCCACCUUCAUGGCCCACAAGUCGAAGAACUCCGAAAGCAGUUGGAGGCGAUGCAUGAUCUUCCCUUUGACCUGAUGUGGCUCCGCUACGAGAGGAAGUACAAACGUGAGCCGUACGUUCAGAGCGUUCCAGGUGUUCGAUUCCGUUACGACGAGGCACCUCCAGAAUGGUUGUACAAGGACAUCUGGGACGGGCUGAAGGCGAUCAACUGA